Molecule: messenger RNA, 2017 nt
Organism: Owenia fusiformis
Lineage: Eukaryota; Metazoa; Annelida; Polychaeta; Sabellida; Oweniidae
Source: the annotation of a GenBank genome assembly
AUGGCUGUGAUGAUUGAAGAUGUUUCUUAUUUUGUAGAUAGAACGUUGCCAGUGCCCGUGCCAUGUGCAGUUGAUCGUUGCCAGUGCCCAUGCCAUGUGCAGUAUGUGGGGACAAGAACUUUGGCAAACAUUACGGCGUCUAUUGCUGUGAUGAUUGAAGAUGUUUCUUAUUUUGUAGGUAGAACAUUGCCAGUGCCCGUGCCAUGUGCAGUAUGCGGGGACAAGAGCUUUGGCAAACAUUACGGCGUCUAUUGCUGUGAUGGCUGUAGUUGUUUCUUCAAGAGAAGCAUCAGGAGAAAAAUGGUGUAUACAUGUAUAGGUAAAGGAAACUGUGUGAUAGAUAAAGCAAGGAGAAACUGGUGCCCCUAUUGCCGUUUACAAAAGUGUUUCCUUGUAGAAAUGAACAGAGAUGCUGUGCAAGAGGAAAGGGGUCCCCGCAAAAACAAAGGGAGCCAGAAUAAACAUCCUAGAAAUCACCAAUCUGGUUCCUCGAUUAACAAACUUCAAAGUUCACGGCGCAUCAUCCAAGCUCACAGGGCACAUCCAUAUAUGGACACAAGCCGUUUACUCGCGUCUCAUUGGUCACACUUCAACCAAUCUUACAUGGGGUUACACAUGAGUGCACGUCAGAACACGAGGGGUCGAUUCUUGGAGGGAAAUGACAGAGCAUUAGAUCUGUCGUUUGAAAGGAGUGCAUUUACUCGAGUGGAGACCUUGCCUACUGAGGGAACAAUGUCGAAGUUUUAUCAACCAAUGUUGACAUCAGUUGCACCAGGAGAUGAUACAGAAAGCAAAACUGAACAAAAAGAUUUCCGAACACCUAAUCACCCUAAAGAUACUCCGAACACAUGCACCCCCAACUUGAAUAAUCUCAUGCAGGAAGUGAGUGCACAGAUCUUAUUCACUUCCAUAAAGCGUGCGAGAAGCAACCAGUUCAUCAUGCCACUCAUUUCCGUCGACCAGAAGUUGGUACUAGAGACUUCAUGGAGUGACGUGUUUCUAUUGACAGCCUCCCAUUGGCCAAUCGACAUAGGACUCCUAUUACAGAGGAUGACACAUGGUAUUGACAAACAGGAUAUGUCACAAUAUCAGCAAGUGCAACAAUGUAUAUCAGGAUGUCAAGCCCUCGGUGCAGAUUCCAAUGAACUGGCCUUCCUUGAGACCCUUCUCCUUCUCAAAAAUGACGGGAAACACGACCUUAUAGAAAAAUCGAAAGUUCAGAUGUUAGAAGACCGGGCCCAGUUGAGCCUUGCACACUACGAGGCGCAUGCGUACUCACAACAUCCGGCUAGAUUUGGAAAAUUAUUGCUUGGACUCUCAGUUCUGAAGUCAACAACAUCCAAAAUGGUGGAAUCCGUAUUUUUUAAAAACACAAUCGGACAGGCAACAAUAACAGAAAUUAUUCACAGCAUUCAAUAACCAUUCGUGUAACUAUACUGGGGAAAUCGUGUAAUAUAUUACUCUAGUAAAUAUGUUAGAAAUAAGUUCAUGUUUAUAAAUCUCUAGAGAUUUUGCCAAAAUGUGACUGAAAAUUUAUCGUUUGGUGUUUCACAAAAAUAUGUACUUAUUAUGUGCACGUGAAGAAUUGUAUAUUUCAUCAUGGGCUUUCGAGAGAAGGGGAUCGAUCAAUUUUAAUGUUCUCUUCACCUAGAAUGAAUCGUUUUCUUCACCAAAUUCGACUUUGUUCAUAGGGUGGAUUUAAUAUAGAUAGUAAAAUGACUUCAAGCCAAAUAUCAAUUUGAUUCUCUACCAAUAAGUGUGUCUAAACGAGAAGUAUUUGGGAUUUAUUCACUAGUAAAAUGAUGGCUCCGUAAAUGGAUAGAGCUGCGUGACAAAUGACGACAUGAUAGUUCACAUGUGUUUUACGUUACACACUAUAGUCUAUAACAGGCCUCCCGACGCGAACAUCAGUUCUGACCUCGCAAAAUUACAGUUCCUUGCACUCGAACCACGAUUCUCACAUUGCGAACGUGAAAUCUUUAGUCGCACACCACCAUUUCCUCGAUCCCGAACACAU